ACACUCAGCAUGGAGUUGGGAAUAACUCACACAGUGACUGGUUCCCGCUUCACUAAAGCUCACUUUGGGCUUCUCACACGUGUCUUUGCCUGGAGUGAGCGGGAACCGUGACUGCGUUUCUCAUGCCCAGCCUGCCCUCCUUCCCAUCAGAGAGCAGGGACUGCACACAGAGAGGCAUUUAGGCUACGCCUUCUGUCUUUUGGGGGAGAGUGCCAAAAACCAGCUCCCAAAGAGCUGUGCACGGACACAGAGGAGGGGGGAUGCAAGAAGGACUCCGGCAGCAGUGAGGAGGAUCCGUGUCCGCAAGCUGCAAAGGGGAGACAAUGCCCUUCCUUCAAAGCUGGCUUGUCUUUUGGUUUCCAGGUUUCAGCUCGCUGUGCAAGGCAGCGUGGAGGCCCAGGCUGCCCCCGCCGGCUGCCCACAGGAGAAGGAGCAGGAGCUGGAAGAAGAGCUUGGGGCCGUCAGGAGCAGCAAAGAGAGGCGUCCUGGCAAGCUCCUGCCGCACCGCAAGGAGCUUUCUCUCCCCGUGCUGCCAAAGUGCGGGGAAGGCGCGAGGCGGCAAGGCAUGGAGAGCAAGCCUGCUGCCAGGACCCCUGUGAACCAGACGGCCCCCAUCCCGGGCACCUCCCCGGGGAAGCAGGUUGGCGUGCAAUACCUCCCGCACCCUCCCGCCGGACCUCGGCGUGGCCGUGCCGGCGCCACUCCCAGGGGUGCAGCACAGGAUGCAGCCUGCCCUCCCACACAGAGGUUUGGAAGAGCUGCCCACGUCUCCCUCUUGAAAGAGGAGCAGAGGCAGCACCAAGCAUCGUGGGAGGAACAGCAGGCCGCACUGGAGAAAGAGGCCCGGCGUCAGGCCCAGAUCACACUAGUGGAGCUGCAAUACGCCCUCGAGCAGCGUCGUCGCCCAGACACUGACAUGCCGGGGAGGCCCCCCCAACGGCAAGCGUCCGCGCAAGCAAAGCAGAAUGUGCAGCUUCUGACUUCCUACAAAGUUCUUCGGGACAGGUGGAAGGAAAGGGUGGAACGAAACCAACAGAGGCUGAUGGUGGAGGAGGAGCGGCGCCGCGCUUUGGUGAUGCGCCACCUCCAGAAGAGAGAGCAGCAGGACCGUGUGCCGGGCAGUUACCACCAAGAUGGCUUUUAUGCGUGGAAAUAAAGGGCCUUUCCGA
Molecule: messenger RNA, 1169 nt
Organism: Dromaius novaehollandiae (emu)
Lineage: Eukaryota; Metazoa; Chordata; Aves; Casuariiformes; Dromaiidae
Product: trichohyalin-like
Exons: 7
Coding region: 566-1156 (196 amino acids)
Source: RefSeq, a predicted model, not a curated record